CUGCUCCAACAGCCAUGACUAGAUUCAUCUCGUAAAUGGACGAUUCUAUUGGUUUCUCAAACACCUCAUGAAACGCGAGAUUUCGAAUCUCAUUGGGAAUGGCCUAUACAGAGAUCUAGCCCUGUCUCUUUACUCAAGAAGCCAUGCCGCCGCCUCCAUUAGUCCUGAUAAAUUCGCAUUCCCUUCUCUAUUCAAAGUCUGCGGCUUGCUACAACAAGUUUCCCUUUGUCAUAUGCUUCAUAUCCAUCUCAUAAAGACUGGGUUUCACGCGGACGUAUACGCAUCAACUGCUCUCACCGAUGCAUACAUGAAACUUGGAUGUCCAGAUGAUGCCCUUAAGGUAUUCGAUGAAAUGCAUGAACGGAGCUUGGCUUCAUUCAAUGCCGUUAUCUCCGGGUUCCUGAAAAACGGGGAUAUUGAUGGGUCUUUCAAAAUGUUCAAGCGACUUCUCAGUAAACAAGCUGUUAGGCCCAAUUCGGUUACUAUAGCUUGCUUGUUGUCGUCGUCGUCGAGUCCGAGUAAUGGUCAUCAAGUACACUGCUGGGCGGUUAAGUUAGGUGUUGAGUCUGAGAUCUAUGCUGCAACGUCGUUAGUGACCAUGUACUCGAGUCGUGGAGAGUUGGGUUCGGCUGCCAAAGUUUUUAAGAAUAUAGAAACAAAAAAUGUGGUUUGUUAUAAUGCCUACAUUUCAGGAAUUUUGCAGAAUGGGGUUCCUCUUCUUGCUUUAGAUGUUUUCAAGGAAAUGCAUAGAUGCUCUGAUGAAUCAUCACCACCCAAUUCAGUCACUAUGAUAUCAGUUCUCUCUGCAUGCUCGGUUCUUGGGUGUGUUGGAUUUGGUAGGCAGAUUCAUGGGAUUUUGCAUAAAAUUAACAUGGGAUCUGACACCAAGGCGGGAACUGCACUAAUUGAUUUGUACUCAAAAUGUGGUCACUGGAGUUUGGCCUACAAGGUGUUUGAUGAACUUAACGGAAACAGGAACUUGACAACCUGGAACUGUAUGAUUGCUGGAAUGAUGUUGAAUGGACAAAGUGACCACGCAAUUGAACUUUUCAUGAAGUUGUUUUCAGGUGUUGAAGGAAUAGAACCAGAUUUAGCAACAUGGAACUCGUUGAUUUGUGGGUUUUCACAGAUUGGAAAGAAUAAAGAAGCUUUAUUUGUUUUCAGGAAGAUGCUAUCAAUUGGUGCAGUUCCAAGUUUAAAAUCUUUGACAUGUUUGUUACCUGCUUGUUCUUCUCUUUCUGCUUUGCAGCUUGGGAAAGAAGUUCAUGGUUACAUUAUUAGAACAUAUUUAUGUUUUGUGGAUGAUGAGUUCAUUUCCACAGCUCUAGUAGACAUGUACAUGAAGUGCGGCCAAUUUUUGUGGGCACAAAAGACUUUCGACCAGUCGAAGAAGACAAGAUCUGAUGACCCGUCAAUUUGGAAUGCAAUGAUUGAUGGGUAUGGGAGAAACGCUGAAACAGAAUCUGCUUUUCGGAUUUUUUAUCAGAUGAUACAAGAGAAUAUACAACCGAAUGAGGCUACAUUCCUUAUAAUCUUAUCUAUGUGCAGUCAUAAUGGUUUAGUUGACAGAGGAUUGAAAACUUUCCUAUCGAUGAACAAAGAUCAUGGCGUAAUCCCAAAAUCCAAGCAUUUGAGUUGUGUGAUUGAUCUCCUUGGUCGUUCCGGAUAUCUUGAUGAAGCGAGGGAACUGUUCCAUGAAAUCAGUGAACCUGCUCCGUCUGUUUGUGCUUCUCUGCUCAGUGUUUGUGUUGAUAAUUCAAAUAUCAGUAUAGGAGAAGAAAUGGCUAAAGAACUUUCAGAAUUAGAACCAGAAAAUCCUCUGCCAUUUGUAAUCCUGUCCGGUAUAUAUGCAUAUCAUGGAAGGUGGAGAGAUGCUCACAAGACUAGAGAAAGAUUGAAUAGCAGAAAAUUGAAAAAGCUCCCGGCUUUAAGCUUCAUUAAUGGAGUGACUGAUAUAAGGUGUUUAAAUUAUCAAUGAGGAGAUUCUACAGCUUUUUUUUAUUAUGAAGCUUGGUUUCUUUGUUAAAAUUCUUUUCAAAGUUGAGAUUGACAUA
This is a messenger RNA of Impatiens glandulifera, 2054 nucleotides long. Its product is annotated as pentatricopeptide repeat-containing protein At2g02750. The record is from RefSeq and is a predicted model, not a curated record. Lineage: Eukaryota; Viridiplantae; Streptophyta; Magnoliopsida; Ericales; Balsaminaceae. Gene Ontology annotation, molecular function: RNA binding; protein binding. The coding region runs from base 68 to 1978 and encodes 636 amino acids. The transcript has a single exon. Gene Ontology annotation, biological process: RNA modification.